This is a messenger RNA of Myzus persicae (green peach aphid), 3243 nucleotides long. Its product is annotated as longitudinals lacking protein-like. Bases 237 to 746 code for a protein of 169 amino acids. Gene Ontology annotation, biological process: regulation of transcription by RNA polymerase II. The record is from RefSeq and is a predicted model, not a curated record. The transcript is spliced from 2 exons. NCBI's taxonomy places the organism in Eukaryota, Metazoa, Arthropoda, Insecta, Hemiptera, Aphididae. Gene Ontology annotation, cellular component: nucleus. Gene Ontology annotation, molecular function: sequence-specific DNA binding; DNA-binding transcription factor activity, RNA polymerase II-specific.
AAUUAUUAUCAUACCUAUCUGAAAAAAAAACAAUUAUACGUGUACCCUUUUAUUUUAUUUGGUAGGUUUCUGUAUUAGUAGUUCAGUAGUAUUUGCAAUAAUCUUACUAGUAUUUAUUGUGAAAAUGGCUUAUACUUUUCGCACGCUCUUGUUUCGCACCUGAGCAUGUCUCUAGCUUCUUUUAUCAUCACUGCUCCUCAUAUUAACAACUAGUGGUUGCAGUUACAGGCGAUGAAAUGGCCACAAUCACUGCCACACAGCGUGUGGUGAAUAAUCAUCUGACCAACUUCAAUUAUCAUCAUUUGUCAAGUGUAAUCAAAUACUUGAAUAAUCACCAACCGACACCGCAACAACCGCAACAGCCUAAAACAUGGACAACAACCAAUGCAUUGUCAAUAUCACAAAGAUAUUUUGAGAAGAUUGCUCCAGCAUCUGUUGGCAUUCCAGCAUUGAUGAAUCAAAAUUUUUAUGAUAUGCAGGAUUCUGGUUCAGAUGCAUCUGGUCACGAUGGCUAUGGAAGACACAGGAGACAUAACAGGGACAAGGAACCUAUAUUUCAAUGUCCCGACUGUGACAAAAGGUAUCGCUCUAAAACCAGCUUAAGUCUACACAAACGUCUUGAAUGUGGAAAAGAACCAGCCUUCCAGUGCCCAUACUGCCCGCUCAAAACACAUCAGAAAGGUAACCUACAAGUGCAUAUAAAAAAGAAACACAAUGAGCACGGAGAACUUAAUAGGACUUAUUAAAUUAUAUUAAUAAAACAACAUUGGUCUGAUGAACAUUUAGAGAGAUGAUAGUGCCAUCCUCCUAGAGUCAUAACUUUUAAUAAAUUUCCAAGGGACAUAAACAGUAGAAAAAUUCCAAUUUUUCUGAAUACACAAAGCAAAAUUGCAUAAAAUAAAUUCAAAAAUGGUUCUAAAACUCAUUUGUUUAAACUAUAAUUGUUGGUCUAUCAUAUUUUUUUUUUACUUAGUUAAAGAAUUUAAGGUUGAUUGAUGAACUAUUAAUUAAUAAAAACAUCUCUAAUAUUAAUAAUACAUUCUAAAACUAACCUAUUAGCUAAUUUAUUAUUUAUAAAUAAUAAGAAAUACAUCGGUAGAUUUAUUUUUCUUUUAUAAAAAAUUAUUUGGUCUCAUUUUUUUUUUUUAACUAUCCCAUUUACUGGAGUAUUAUGAAAACAGGGUGUUAUUUUCAUAUUUACAUAUGCUCCUCAUAGUUCCCUUAAUAAUACAUUAAGGUUUUCUGACAAUUGAAUAACUUAUGUUUUAUAUCAAUUUAUGUAUACGGUGUUAAUAUCUUAUUAAUAUAAAAUGUAAACGACUGAUGUAUUUUUCUUACCAAAAUUAUGUAACAACUUAAUACAUUUUAAUUUGACCCUUAGUAAAGUAGCUUGGCACUCCAUCUGUAACUGAAAUUCACAGGUGAAAAUGAAUCAUCCAAAUCAAAUCGAAUGUAUAUAAUAUAUAUAUUGGAAAAAAAACAGUACAAAAUAUGUGUUCGUUUAAUAUAAGAGUACACUCUUGAUAACAAUUUAUUUUAUGGACCAAAAUGUCUGCAUAUCUAAGUUUCCAAACAAUAACAAAAUCAAUUAUGUGACCAUUUAAUAUUUUUGAGGGUUGCGUUAUGAAUGACAUAUUGGUACUUCAUGCCGUCCAUGUAAUCAUAUAUUAUAAUUUAAUUCAUACCAGUUUUUUUAAGUACAAAUGAUAGAUAUAAUUAACUUAAAGAUAGUUUUUCCUUUAUGAUUGUAAUAUUUUGUUAUAGUAUUAUAAUACAUGUUUAAAAAAUAUUUUAUAAUAGGCCAUUAUUUUUUCUGAAGUUACCUAUCCCAAACUACUAAGAUAUUUAGGUUACUAAACAGCUUACAAAAAUGUGCCUUACACUUGGCUACCGUGACCUACUCUAUUUUUGUUUUCUGGUUUUAUACACAUUCAGUUCAAUGAGACUCAUAGUGGGUGGUGAUAUCAUCUCUUAAAAUGUAGUAAUAAAAUAAAACACAACAUUACUUUCCAAAGAAUAUACAAAUUAUAAUUAUUUCAUUUUAAAAAUGCAAUGUUGCUCUCUUGACCUAAGAUCUCUGAAGAUAUAUAUAAAUAUAUAUAUAUAUAUUAUUAAAUAUUAUAUAAUAAAAUUAUUUAUAAAAGUUUAAUUAUUAGCAAUAAGAAACAUACUGUCUGAAUGUUAAAUCUAAAAAAAAUCUACCUCAUAUUACUACGAGUAGUUUAUCCCAUUAAUGAGUGCAAUUUUUCCUAUUUUAUAAAAUGUAACUAUGUAUAAAAAAAAGUUAUACGUCUUGUUCCUAGUUACUUUUUUAAUAUUUAUUUACAUAUUUAUAUAUAUAUAUAUAUUAACAUAUUAUUAUUUUUUGUAAUUUUAUUUUUUGUAGUACAUCUACCUCAUUAAUAGCUUUAAAAAAACAAAAUGUACAAACAAUAUUACUGUUCUUUUUUUUUAACUAUUAUUUAUUAUUAUUUUUACAUCACUUAUUGCAUUAGAUAUAAGCCAUCAAGACUAAACCAACACUUGAAGUACAAAUAUGAGAUUGCAGGAAUUUAUUCAAAUUAAUAAUUUUAAUGUAAUUUGUAGGGUAUUAUAAUAUUCAUCUAGUUAGUUUAUACAGGGGUUCUUUUUCGUGUAGCUACACAUUAUUUUACUAGAUUUGCCUAUGUGAUUUAGAACCUUGCAUAAGUUUUAUUUUUCCGGUGGUAAUAUUGUUCCUAAUACCAAAAAUAUAUGUUAUAUGAUUCCUACUAUGGAGGAAAUGAGAGGUAAUAAUCUAGAAACAAUAUUAUGAUAUUAUAUUUUGCUUAUAAAAAUAAACCCUAGAUAGAAUUGUGUGCGCUAUAGUUCAGUGUCAUUUUCAAAGCAAUAUAUUUGUAACCUAGUUGGACAUGAGACUUAGACAAAAGGCAAUAACUUUAUGUAGCAAAUAACUUUAAUAUCUAAGCCCAUUUAACAAAUUUGUGUUAGAAUUAUUGAACCCCAUAUUAUUGUUUUUUUUUUUUUUUUUAAAAAUCGCAAUCAUUGAAGGUACAAGAUUAACUUUUAAUAAUAAUCAACUUAAAGUACAAACAAAUUCUAAAUAAUUAAUAUGGUUCAACCACAAUAUUGUUAUGUAAAAUAUGUAUAUAAUGUAAAUGGAUAUAUUCUUAAAAUGUUUAAAUUUUUAUUUCUUCCUUUUAUACUUUAUUUUGUAAUAACAAAGUCUAUACCACCCCACCACCUCAGUACAUAAGAUCAUAA